AUGGCUGAAGUAAUUGUCGGCUUCGUCUCUGCCGGAGUUGGCAUCGCUGCCUUCGCUAUCCAGAUUUCGAAAAGCAUUGAUGCCCUGCGUCAGAUGCGAUUGAGGCCUGGCGAGGCGCGCAAAGAUCUGACAACACUCCUCGAAAGACUUCAGAUUCUUCACCAGACCGUAUCCUUGUUGAAGGCUUGGGAGGGGUAUCAACCCGUUGACGUUAUAAUUCACCAUGUACAGGAGCGAUACGGAAUUAUCGAACCAACACUUCGUGAACUCUUGGAGAAGCAUCAAGAGAAGGGAGAAGGCCACGGUCGUCAGUGGAAGAAAAUGCUAGCCCGGCACCCAAAACAACAGAUCAUGGAUCUUCGAGUGGGCAUCAAUGAUCUCAUCAGCAUUCUGAAUCUGGCUUUUAUGGCUUCGCAAUGCCAAGCUCCAAAGGUUCAAGAACUCACAUCAACGGCCAACACAGAUCCCGAUCCGCCGCCAGAAGAAGAAGGAGGCCCUUGUGAUCCAGAGCCUGAAGGAGACACUGAUGAGACAGAAUCGUUCACCACCACGGCGAUUAAUCCGAGCCCAACGUCACAUCAAGAGCACCGCGUCAUAUUAUCAGCAGCAAAGCCAACUUCAAAUUCUUGCGGGGCGCAAAAGUAUGGCUGCUCAUGCCAUCUCACUGGCGUCUCCGGCCGAUUUUGGUUCCUCCAGUACACGCCACUCUCCAGCUUCAUUAGGAAACCCAACGACAGGGCUUCAGGAUGCAGGUGUAUGAGCUUACAACUACGAAUGGCCCUAUCGAGGUUCGGCAUCCCAUACGCUAUCGUUGCCGGAAUCGGGUUCAUGGUCGAUGGGUCAGGGCUUGAACUCCGGCCUGCUCUCCGAGCGAAAAGAAUCGUCAACUACACGUCCCCGGGGUUCGAGACUAUAUGGCGUCUUGAGAGAUGCUUGAUUUCUCUUUCUGAAGCUCGUGAGAGGUUUGUUGAACUCCAUCGAUCCAACGGCUCUCUUGGAUGCCACAAGGAUCCUUCGGGAAAGAGCUAUAUUCAAACACUUUUGCGUUAUCCUUGGGGAGCCCGUCAAGAGGACCAGUUUGAUCUGCUUCACCUACUCGUCACCGAGUGCGAGAUGACGCUAGCAGACGAGACUGAAAGGCAAGCGAGCCUUCUCGAAGGUGUUUUCAGUGAACUGACAUAUAAUAACAGUUUCCUUGUCCAGUGCGCAAAGUGGAUUGGAAAGGGCAAUCACCUUACCCUGCUUGAUACUAUCCUAGAGCAUGGAUUCGACGCUACUGCCAUUCAUGCAUCCCCUGUUGAUAAAUGGCCUACUCAAUUUUCGCCAAAUUGGCUUGGCUCUGAACGCACUCCAGACCCCUUCUUCAUUGAGUAUGUGAGGACGAUUUUGAACUACAGCCCGAGUCGACAGAACCUAAUAAUGCCAGGUUACUCGGGAUCGACAAUCCUACACAAUGUGCUCCUCAACGGAUCCGUUGAUUCGGCAGCGUAUUGGUUACAGCGAUCGCAACCACUAGAGACCAAUGUCAACUUCUUGGGACAAACUCCCUUGCACAUCGUGACCACUCGUCCAGAGCUGUGUCGUCUCGUUUUAGGCGCCGGCCACGAUGUAGACGUUACGGACAAUUUUGGAGCGACGCCGCUAAUGUACGCCGCGGCCAUGGGGCAAACAGAAGUCGCAAAGUUACUGAUCUCGAGAGGUGCCAAUCCUGGUCUCAAAGACACGAGACUACAGUGGACCUUUCUGGAUUAUGCUUUCUUCCGUGAGCACUGGAACCUGGCUAUGGACGUUCUUUUGGUAAUCCAAACCGUGGCCGAGCCAACCGUUUUUCAACUUGUUGUCCAGUAUGCUUUGAUCCACGCUCCCAGAUAUCUUGACGCUCUGACAGUGGACGUCACUUUUCUCCCAAAGGUCAUUCAGCUCUCCGACGACGUCAAUUUUACAUUUGGAGACAGCGGUGUCACAGACAAUAGCUUGAUGCACUACGCAUCUGACCUCGAAAUGGCGUCGACUCUUGUCCAGCGCGGGUUCAACAAAUUCAAUCAGAAAAACAGUGAAGGGAAGCUAGCUAUCAACUCCCUAGCGAAAUACCGCAAUGCCCCCCUCAUCCAAUUUUGCCUAGAACAGGGUGCGGAUGUAGGCAACGUGAGCCAGGCCGGCCGCACCAUCUUUUUUGACCUUCUCCCAGACCUAGAGUUUUUCAACCCAGCCACUUGGGAUAUCAUUGACUCUAUCAAACUUUGUCUGAGGGCUGGCGCCGACCCCUUGAUCACGGACGAUUGCAUAUGCCCAUGUUCACCUGACGGCUGUCAUGUAGCCUCCAUGUUUCGGUUCAGAUUCCGCCGCCCGAGUUCUUUUGGCGCAAUGCCUGAUCUGAUGUGGGCUUUUGAAUUACUCGCCCUCCUUGAAGAAUAUCGUGGUAUUCGGGCAGCAAAACAACUGCUCCUAUCAUUUCUCCGAAGAAGUCAAUGCGAUGAGCCCCAUAUUUCCAUUGCCCACGUCUGUUGCCAUAGGGGCGACGGCAUCGGAUGGACAAGUUGGCCAGCCCCGUCGCGUCUUCAGGACGAAGACAUUGAGGAGAUCCUGGAUGAGGAGCAAGAUUUCAUCAAGGCCCUAGAGAUGGAUAUGAAGCAGUUUGAGUCGUUUGACUUGCCGAAGCUCCGGACCGAGUUCAUGGUCCAUUUGAAAGGGAACUACGAUGCCCACAUCGAGAGCACGAGGCAGGAAAGAGAGAAAUACGCAUCGGACUCGAAAUACCAAAGUUUGAUAACAUAUGAAGUCGACUAUAGAAGUGACAAAUUCAAAUCCGCUGCCUGUCUUUGGCCACUGGAGUACUCAAUCGCUCGUUCAAUAGCAGAAUACGCCUUCUGGCUACAGCAUGAGCGCUUGAGGGAAGACAAACCACUUGUUCGCGACUUUCACAAAGCUGGUUGGUUUGAGAGACGGAUCUCUUGGCUUCUUGAGUUCAUGGACAUAAUGGGGGUGACAGGGGAGAUGUUAGCGAAGAACAUGGGCAGCAUAUCCGUCACGGAGACGUGGAUCGAGAAGAUUGACCCCGAUCAAACGGUCAAGUCUUUCUUGGAAGCGAUAGGAAAGGCGAGGAACAAAGACGAAGAGAGGGAAACUGGGUGA
Messenger RNA from Fusarium vanettenii 77-13-4, 3132 nucleotides. RefSeq lists its product as uncharacterized. The transcript has 5 exons. Lineage: Eukaryota; Fungi; Ascomycota; Sordariomycetes; Hypocreales; Nectriaceae. The record is from RefSeq and is a predicted model, not a curated record. Gene Ontology annotation, molecular function: protein binding. Bases 1 to 3132 code for a protein of 1043 amino acids.